AUGACUCUCCCCUCACACUGCGGCGUCCUUGUUAUCGGUGGCGGCAAUGCUGGCUUCUGCGCCGCUAUAUCAGCAGCUCAAUCCGGCGCCCAGAGGGUGGUUGUCAUUGAUAAAUGUCCAGAAGAAUGGGUCGGUGGGAACUCCUACUUCACUGCGGGAGGAUUCCGGACUACCCAUGGCGGACUGGAGGAUCUCCUCCCCAUUGUGAAUAAUGUGGUUCCGACUACAGCGCACAAGAUUGAUAUGAGCCCUUACACGACGGCGGACUUCACCAAUGAUAUGGAGCGUGUGGCCGGAAAAAGGACUGGCCGUGAGCUCUGCCGUGUUCUCGUGAAUGAUUCAAAUGCGACAAUCAAGUGGCUUGCGGAGAAUGGCGUCCGGUUCCAGCUUUCCUUCAAUCGACAAGCGUAUGAGGUCAACGGCCGAAUCAAGUUCUGGGGAGGCUUGGCCCUCAAAACUCAGGAUGGAGGCAAAGGGCUUGUGCAAGACCAUCUCCAGGCGUCCCGGAGUCUGGGUAUCGAUGUAUUCUUUUCGACGGCUGCCGAGAAGCUCAUCACUGAUCCAGUAACCCGGGCUGUAACGUCGGUUGUGGUUGUGCAUCGUGGUCGAACGAAGGAAAUCCAGACGAACGCCGUUGUACUCGCCGCGGGGGGCUUCGAGGCCAAUCCUCGCAUGCGCGCACAGUUUCUCGGACCACAUUGGGAUGCGGCUUUGGUCCGGGGCACCCCGUAUAAUCUGGGUGACUGUCUCGAGAUUGCCAUUCGCGAUGUGUCAGCCAAAUUAGUUGGCAACUGGUCCGGCUGUCAUUGUGUGGCGUGGGAUGCAGAUGCGCCGGCCAAUACAGGCGAUCGCGAGAUCUCCAAUGAGUUUACCAAGUCCGGGUACCCCUUAGGGAUCAUGGUCAAUCAACAAGGCUCACGGUUUGUCGACGAAGGCUCGGAUCUACGCAAUUAUACGUAUGCCAAGAUCGGACGGCAGAUCCUGCAUCAACCCGGUCAUGUUGCGUUCCAAAUCUGGGACUCCCGAACGGUCUCCUGGCUACGGAAGGAAGAAUAUCGACCAGAGGUGGUUCAGCACAUAACGGCGUCGUCGAUUUCAAAGCUGGCUGAGAAAUGCGCGGUGGAACACGGUCUGGAAGACAAGCAUCGGUUUGAAAGGACGAUCCACGGAUACAACAACGCUGUCUAUGAAAGUCAACGACGGAACCCGGACCGACAGUGGGAUCCAGCCGUGAAGGACGGCCUUUCAACUCAAUCUGAGGCAUGUUCGCUUGAAAUUCCCAAGUCCAAUUGGGCACUGCCUAUCGAUCAGCCUCCGUUCCUAGCAGUUAAGGUCAGCGCGGGUAUCACCUUCACAUUUGGCGGUUUGGCCAUCAAUCCGGAGACAGCUGCUGUCGUCUCGUCCAGGACAGACCGAGAAAUCCCCGGGCUGUACUGCGCUGGGGAGAUGGUUGGGGGGCUCUUCUACGACAAUUACCCUGGAGGUAGUGGGUUGACGUCCGGGGCAGUCUUUGGACGAAGGGCAGGACGAGCUGCAGCGAGGGCUUCUGCAGAGGCUGCACGAUGAUAUUCUUCCAUGCAGAGACAGGGAUAUCGGUCGAUUGAUGUCAGAUGCUACACUUAACCGGUUCUCUCUCGGUACUACGUGGUACUACCAUCCGUACUACCAUGAUAUUAGACUUGGUAAACGGUGCAGGUUAAUCUAAGGCCUACCGUUUAAUGAAGUAAGCAACCCUUCUACGGGUAUGUCUCACCGCAGCCGUUUUUAGAUAUUCUAAAAACUUAUUUUUGUGUCGGUCUUAUUGAUGAGGCAUACGUAUGGGUCUCAGAUUGAUCAGGAUAUAUAUCUGGCGAGCAAUAUACUGUUCCGCGUCCAGACCGGGUAAAUAUCGGAUCACACUGCAGGGUCGAGUGUGGUUCAAUUUCUAGGGUAAUUACCGCACACGGGAAGUAUAUCAGUAUGUUUGGCACUGAUCUGAU
Messenger RNA from Aspergillus alliaceus, 1979 nucleotides. RefSeq lists its product as uncharacterized. Lineage: Eukaryota; Fungi; Ascomycota; Eurotiomycetes; Eurotiales; Aspergillaceae. The coding region runs from base 1 to 1566 and encodes 521 amino acids. The transcript has a single exon. The record is from RefSeq and is a predicted model, not a curated record.